Messenger RNA from Epinephelus lanceolatus (giant grouper), 5600 nucleotides. It is a transcript of the gene kdm2aa, whose product is annotated as lysine (K)-specific demethylase 2Aa. The record is from RefSeq and is a predicted model, not a curated record. Gene Ontology annotation, molecular function: DNA binding; protein binding; zinc ion binding. NCBI's taxonomy places the organism in Eukaryota, Metazoa, Chordata, Actinopteri, Perciformes, Serranidae.
AAACGUUAUUGAGAGAUAUUAACCAAUGGAGCGUAAGGUCGUUUUCAAAUUGUGCUGUGAUUGGUUACUUUCCAAUUUCUUCAUAUGUCCAUUGGUUGCGCUUGUCCAAUCACAGGUCACAAAUAUUUCUUGUGAUUGACACCGCUGUAGUCCAAUGAACACCUCGCCGGCUUGUCUGUGAUUGGUCCAAUGUCUUGUUGUGGGCGGGUCAUCGUGAUGUUUUGUGAUGGGAUGGAAAAUGGCGGCUGUUCGGAAACCGCAUUAACUUUACCAUACUAGUAACAAGAGCUGCAACAAUUUACGCCCUUUUCGUGCAUGAAAAAUAUCGGAAUAUUGCUAUUUUACACGACUUCAGGUCAUAUUGAGUUUUUUAAUCGAUAUAGACAGGACGACUCCCAAAACGCUGACAUUUGCUGGACACGACUUAGUAUCGUGAAGGCAAGGAACAAAGCUCGAGUAUUUAGACAGUCUUAAUUUUAUGAUAAUGAUAUUUUUAUGGAAAUUUCCACUGCCGUUCAGUGUGUUACGUUAAUGUAAGCUUCGCAUAUCCAGUCGACGUUGUUUCAUCAAAUGUGUUAGUGUAGAAAAACGUUAGUUUGAAAACGUUAACGUGAUUUGAGUUUUAGAGCUCUACAAACACAGCAACGUAUUGGUAUCUCAGUUAGCUAGCGUUGGUCAGGAGUCUCUAUUACUUUGUUUUUUUGUAACAUAAGCUAAAUUAACGCUCGCUGAGUAGUAAAGCUACCGAGCGUUGUGAACACACGCCUUCCAGCUGUUUGUUUACUAUCCAGUGGAGCCAAGUGGCGCGGCGGUUCAGUUUAAGGUCGUUUUCUGAUGGGUUCACGUUACCUUCGUACUCCGUUACCUUAGUUGAAUACCGUUACCUGCAUUUGGCUGGACAGAGCUCCAGGCAUAAUGGAUGACUCCAAGCCAAGGUACAGCAAAAGGCUGCGGGCCGGGACCCGGCGACGUUACCAUGACGAUGGCAUCUCAGAUGAGGAGAUUGAUGGAAGGAGGAUGUUUGACCUGGAGGAGAAAGUCCACAGUCAGAGGUUCAGCUCUGACCAGGUCCUGCGCAUGGAGGGAAAAGACUUCACGUAUGAGUUUGUCCAGAGAGGCGGCCUCAGAGACCCAAUCGUCUUUGAGAAACCUGAAGGACUGGGAAUCAAGAUGCCCGAUCCUGACUUCAGUGUCAAUGACGUCAAGAUGUUUGUUGGAAGCAGACGUAUGAUAGAUGUGAUGGAUGUGAGCACUCAGAAGGGGACAGAGAUGUCCAUGGCCCAGUGGACACGUUACUAUGAGACUCCUCCGUCUCAGAGAGAGAAGCUGUAUAAUGUCAUCAGCCUGGAGUUCAGUCACACCAAGCUGGAGAACCUGGUCAAGAGACCUUCCACAGUAGAUCUAAUAGACUGGGUGGACAACAUGUGGCCUCGUCACCUGAAAGAGAGACAGAGAGACUCAACCAACUCUAUCAAUGACAUGCAGUACCCCAAAGUACAGAAAUACUGUCUGAUGAGCGUUGAGGGCUGCUACACAGACUUUCACAUUGACUUUGGAGGCACCUCGGUGUGGUACCACAUUCUCAGAGGGAGUAAGGUGUUCUGGCUGAUCCCUCCCACCCCUCAGAACCUGGAGCUGUAUGAGAACUGGGUGUUGUCUGGGAAACAGGGAGACGUUUUCCUGGGAGACCGCGUGUCUGACUGCCAGAGGAUUGAACUGAAGCAGGGCUGCACCUUCAUCAUACCCUCAGGUUGGAUCCAUGCCGUCUACACCCCUGUGGACUCUAUGGUGUUUGGAGGGAACUUCCUGCACAGCUUCAACAUCCCUACACAACUUAACAUCUGUAAUAUAGAAGACAGAACACGGGUUCCACUGAAGUUUCGUUACCCCUUCUACUACGAGAUGUGCUGGUAUGUGUUGGAGCGCUACGUCUUCAGCAUGACGAAGACCUCCUACCUCACACCAGAGUUUCAGAAACACACGCUGGGCAUUGGUCUGAAGAAGCCAUCCAACUCAGAUCCAACCAGUGAGCAGGUGAAGGAGGAGGAAGAAGGUGGUGGCAGUGACGAAGAGGCUUCAGAGCAGCAGUCUGACAAGCCUGCAGUUAAAGUUCAUUUGACUCCUCUCGAGCUGGAAGGAAUAUGGAACCUGCUGGGUAAACUGGAGGCUCUACCUUCCAACAAGAAGUGUGUCCCAGCAGGCAUACACAAUGCCCCGGCACUCAUUACACACAUCAAGGCUCUACUGAAGGAACAUGCCAAUGACAAUCCCAAACUGUCCUACACAGGAAAGCCCAUUGUCAAGUGGCCAAAGAGGCCCUCGUGGUACCAGCCUCCUCCUCCUCCACCACCUCCUCCUCGCCCUAAAUUGACCUCCACUCCCAUCGUCCCACGACCACAGAAACCAGCCUCUUCCAUGUCUGUCCUGAGACGGCGCAGGGUCAGGUGUAAGCGCUGUGAAGCUUGCAUGAGACCAGAGUGUGGAGACUGUAACUUCUGCAGAGACAUGAAGAAGUUUGGCGGACCAGGGAAGCUCAAGCAGACGUGUGUGCUACGACAGUGUCUCUCUCCGGGCCUUCCUCUGUCUGCAGUAUGUGAGAUCUGCAAGGAGCCCAAUCAGGAGGAAACUGGAGACCCCUCCCUCACUCUGAUGGAGUGUUCCAACUGUGCGCAGAUAGUCCAUCCUGCCUGCCUCACGGUUCAGGGUGAAGGAGUGGUGAAUAAAGACCUUCCCAGUUGCUGGGAGUGUCCAAAGUGUGUCCAAGGGAUCACUGACCAAGAGUCAUCAGGCAGCGAUGAAUCGUUGGCUGCCGGCCACCAGCAGCACAUCCGUCCCCAUGGCCCCCUGGUCCUCAGACUGGGCCCAGGGCCCUCUGCUACCAUAGGGGGUCCUGUGGGCACCCAGCAGGAUGGGGAGGUGGUCCGCUGUGGUUUCUUCCCUCCUCCUCCUCCUCUUCCUUCCUGCUCUUCCUCCUCAGCGUCACUUCUAUUGGUGGCGGCCCCUCUGCCUUCUCAGCCAAUCAGCUCGAGACUGUCUAAAGGAGAAAAAGGUGAAGGCCUCCCAGUGAAACGGAAAUCUUCCACCCUGCUGGACGCUCGUAUGGCUAAGAUUUACCGUCGACACAGGCACAGUCGCGAUGGAGACGACUCUGCCAGUGAUGACGAUGAUGAAGCCUCUCAGAGAAGAAAGAUGGCGCUCCAUGCCCGAGGGGGGGGCCACUCUUCCAGGAGGGGCUUUGGUGCCAACAGGAGAGGUCUGCUGAGAGGAGGCUCCUCCCACAGAGGGAGCAGAGGAGGAAUCAUGACUCCUGGCUCCUCCUCUGUCCUCAGGCUCAAGCGAGGGAUUGGCAUGAGGGAGGGUGGACGGAGGGGACGAGGGGUGAGGCUGAGGGGAGGCUCCAGGAUGCAGCGAAGAGGAGACGAGUCAGAGGAGUCGGACGAUGACGACGACGAUGAUGAAGAAGAGGAGGAGGAAGAGGAGGACAGUGAAGACGGAGACAAAGAGCGACUGCAACGUCGACGGAGGAGGCGGCGCAGGACAGAUGAUGAUGAAGAUGAGGAUGAGGACAGUGAGGGGCAGGAGUUCGACCCUGAAGAGGAGGAGAUGGACACGCUGGAAGAUGAGGAGGAGGAGGAAGAGGACAUGGAGGAGGAUGGCCGCUGGGAUUCAGACCCAGAACCUCCAGUCCUCUUGGUGUCUGAUUUGAAUGAUGACCUGCUGAGUGGCUCCUACCUGACUGUCACUCUGCAGCGCCCCCACAAGGCCAAGAGACACUCUGGCUCCAUAGUUCCAAAGCUUGAAGCAGCGAUGGGUCUGAGGACGGCUGCAGUGGGUGCUGGGGGUCAGCAGGGCUUCAUCCAGAGGAAGACUGCUCUGUCCAAACCUUCAAGACUUAAGGGCGCUGACACCACAGGAGACAGCGUAACCCCAAGAGGACCUGGCAGGCCACGUCUACGGGGUAACCAUGGCGACAGGGGCAAUAGAGAUCACUCUGCGACUUCUUCAGAGGAAGAGGACACUGCUGCUCCUCCUGCGCCCUCCUCCCUGUCUCCUCCUUCCCUGCUGUCUCUGCCGUCCUUCAAGGACGUGGGCAACGAGAGAGGAGGGGAGAAGGAGGUGUGGGUGUCUGUGUUCAGGUACCUGCACAGAGCCGAGCUGCUGGCCUGUAUGACCGUCUGUAAGGCGUGGUACAAGUGGAGCUGUGACAAGCGUCUGUGGAGUCACAUAGAUGUGAGCCGGUGCAGCCCGCUCAGUAACCAGGCCCUGGCUGGGAUCAUUAAACGCCAGCCCACAUCUCUGGACCUGUCCUGGACCCCUUUGGCCAAGAGACAGCUCAACUGUCUGCUCACCAGGCUCCCAGGUCUGAGGGAGUUGAGAGUGACUGGUCUGUCCUGGUCCUGUCUGUCAGCGCUGGUCUCUCCUACGCUGCCCUACCUGCGGCUGCUGGACCUGCGCUGGUGUGAAGGCCUGAAAGACGCACAGAUUAAAGAGCUCAUCACCCCGCCUGGUUCAGAGUCGUCUCGCAGCAGACUGAGGAACAUGGUGACGCUGUGUCUGUCCGGUCUGGACAUCAGUGAGUCCACUCUGAGGCUGCUGCAGCGCCACAUGCCCCAGCUGGAGAGGCUGGAUCUCGCUCACUGCAAGGAGAUAUCAGACUCGUCCAUCGCUUUACUGGCAGCAGCUGGGACUCACAGCCGCAACAGUCUCACUGAACUCACACUGGCAGGAUGCAGUGAGCUGACGGACGGCUGUCUCUCGUACCUGAAGCGUCUUUCCUCUCUGACGCUGCUGGACCUCAGAGGCUGUAAGGGCAUCAGCAGACGCGCCUGCGACGCCUUCAUCUCUGACCUGUCUCACGUCGCACUCUUCUGUAUGAUGGAGGAGAAGCUCAUCCAGCGCCUGGAUUAACACACACUGUUACACGAUCAGCUGUGAGAGAGGGGAGCUAAAAACUGUACAUGCUCAACCUAUUGUGUGUUGUUCUUCAAAACAUGAGGAGCUCCAAACCAGAAACAUUAAACAUGACCAAACUGGGAGCUCCUAAAACCACAAGUUCUCCUGAUACUACAUUUAAAUAAAGACCUCCUUCACGUUGUAGGGAGGUUUAUGUUUUUUCACUAUGCAUGACACUAGGCCAACAGUUCUCUCUCUUCCUGUCUUUGUGGCUAAACACAAACAAGCUUUUUAUUCUAAAAUUUCAGACUACUCCUUUAUAAAGUCCCAAAUUACAGACUGAAUUGACUCCAAAGAUUGUUGUAACUUCUUGGAGGUUCACGUUCUCUUCAUAUCCUCUGUCAUUGUCAGAAUGACCACACAAAAAGUAGACCCAGAAGAAGUCUGGCUAAAUAUGAAACUACCUUUAAUGUGUACAGACUGACGCAGGAUGACAUCUCUUCAUUAUUUGGGAGAAAAAAAAGGGGAAAAUAGACAUUUUGGUUCACUAAACUUGAACAAAUAAAUUCUCUGUGUGUACAGUGAAUCCCAUGUGUGUAUAUAUGUUUAUUUUUUUAUGUUUCAUCCAUGUUAGGAUCUGUCAGACAACUGACAUUGUACAUUUUUUCUAACAGUGUUAAAAACUUAAUAAAAAUGGUUGAACUUUG